GGGGCUCUCAGGUCCCUCCCUCCUGCCCCUCCCCAGCAGCUGAAGGAAGCCCCUUUUGCCAGAGGACAGGUUUCUGUACCCCCUUGGGAAUGGGCCCCUGAUCCAUCCGGAAGCAGGCAGUUCGGGGCCUGUGGGAGUAGGGGAGCUGAGGGCUCCAGGGCCACUGGCAGUUGGGCUGUGGAGCCACGAGGUUCUGGGGAGAGAAGGAAGGUUCCAGAACAGCCCCGCUGGCCCCGCACACCUGCCUCCUUGGGGACCCUGGGAAGGCAUCUGGACUAGGGCAGCAGCUCAUCCCUUGACACCUGAGGCCUGGAGUCUUCACGGGACUUCCUCUCUCUGGCCCCUGCCGCCCUGGUCUGUGCCCAGGUCUCGGCAAUCUCAGAGGCCCCACGCGCGGGUCAUAGCCUCGGGCAGAGUGGCUGGUGCAGCCCAGGCAGCCAUGUCAGGUGAGCCAGAGCCGAGGGCGGGGAUUGGAGGUUGGGGGCCCAUGGAGGGCCCUGCCAUGGGUGUGGGGGUGGAGGCAGCUCUGCUUCUGACCCCAGGGCUCCCUCUGGAGCUGGCCGGGUGGGGUGCUGCCAUGCUGCUGCCGCCCAGUGCUGUGUGUCUUCAGGCCCUGGACUUCUCUGAGCUGAGCCCAUUGGGAUUCUGUAUGUUCUGUAUGACUCAGGGAGACGCGUUGGGCUCUGGAUGGUGGGCGAGGGUCCUGCAGGGAUUUGGGGCCCUGUUCCUAUAAGCUCCACUGCGAGCUGGGCCCCGAGGGGCGAACUUCUAAGAUGCUUCCUUGCAGAGCUGGCUGACAGCAGCCCCUCAGGGGCCUCGGCCCCUUCCCAGCCGAGCGCCGUCACCCUGGAAGACCUGGGGCUCCUCCUGGCUGGAGGCCUGGCCAGCCCUGAGCCCUUGAACCUGGAAGAGCUCUCCGAGAGGUACGAAUCCAGCCACCCAACAUCCACGGCCUCCGUUCCCGAGCAGAACACCGCCAAGCGCUGGAGCCAGCUGGAGCAGUGGGUGGUGGAGCUGCAGGCCGAGGGGGCCCGUCUGCGGGUGCACAAGCAGCGCUGUGAGCGCGCCACGUGGAGCCUGCUGGGCGCGCUGCUGCAGGUGCGGGCCCGCCUGGAGCUGCAGGGCUCGGAGCUGAGGCAGCUGCGGCAGGAGGCGUGGCCGGCGGCCCAGGCCCCCGAGAAAGAGGCACUGGAGUUCUCUGGCCUGCAGAACCAGAUGCAGGGCCUGGACAAAAGGCUGGUGGAGGUCCGGGAAGCCUUGAGCCAGCUCCGGAGGAGGCAGGCACAGCUGGAGGCAGAGUGGAAGGGCGCCGAGCAGGAGGCCGGCCUCAGGCUGGCCAAGCUGACCGACUUGCUGCGGCAGGAGGAGGAGGGCCGGGAGGUGGCCUGCAGCGCCCUGCGGAAGGACCAGGAGGACAGCAGCCGGAGGGUGGACCUGGAGGUGGCCAGGAUGGAGGCCCAGAUGACCAGGCUCGGCGAAGAGGUGAGCCUGCGCUUCCUGAAGAGGGAGGCCAAGCUGUGCGGCUUCCUGCAGAAGAGCUUCCUGGCCCUCGAGAAGAGAAUGAGGGCCUCAGAGAGCUCGAGGCUGAGGCUGGAGGGCAGCCUGCGGGGCGAGCUGGAGAGCCGGUGGGAGAAGCUGCGGGGACUGAUGGAGGAGCGCCUGCGGGCCCUGCGUGGGCAGCGUGAGCAGGAGAACCACCUCCUGGAGCAGUGCCAGGGCCUAGAUGCGGCUGUGGCCCAGCUCACCAAGUUCGUGCAGCAGAACCAGGCGUCGCUGAACCGUGUCCUGCUGGCCGAGGAGAAGGCCUGGGACGUCAAGGGGCGCUUGGAGGAGAGCCAGGUCGGGGAGCUGACCGCCUAUGUGCAGGAGAACCUGGAGGCCGCGCAGCUGGCGGGGGAGCUGGCCCGGCAGGAGAUGCACGGCGAGCUGGCACUGCUCCGAGAGAAGAGCCAGGCUCUGGAGGCGUCAGUGGUGCAGCUGGCCGGGCAGGUAAAGGAGCUGAGUGGCCGCCUCCCAGCCCUGAGCAGCCGGCUGGACCUGCAGGAGCAGAUGCUGGGCCUCAGGCUGUCCGAGGUCAAGACUGAAUGGGAAGGUGCAGAGAGGAAGUCCCUGGAGGACCUGGCCAGAUGGCAGAAGGAGGUGGCCGCGCACCUGCGGGUUGUGCGGGAGAAGCUGGACGGCCUCCCCCAGAAGAUAGAGGGCAUCUCAGACAAGUGCCUGCUUCACAAGAGCGACUCGGACCUCAGGAUUUCUGCCGAAGGCAAGGCCAGGGAGUUGGAGGUGGGGGCCCUGCGGCAGGAGCUGGCCACGCUGCUGUCAUCCGUGCAGCUGCUGAAGGAAGACAGCCCCGGGCGGAAGAUCGCGGAGAUGCAGGGCAAGCUGGCCACGUUUCAGAACCAAAUAAUGAAGUUGGAAAACUGCAUCCAGGCCAACAAGACCAUCCAGAACCUCAAGUUCAACAGCGAGGCCCGGCUGCGCACGCAGGAGGUGGCUGCCCUGAGGGAGACCGUGCUGCGGCUGUGGAGUGAGAAGGGCCCUCAGGCACCACUGGACAGCCGAAAGGCGCUUCCGUCCCUGGCGAGGCAGCGGGUCUUCAUCAAGGACUCGGCGCCCGGCAAGGUGGCACCUGUGAACUGCUGGGGCGUGUACCAGGCCAUGAGGUGGGCAGCAGGGAUUCUCGAGCGGCCUCCUGGACCUUUGGGUCAGGGUUCGGGGUUGGGGGUCCCAAGGGGAGUAGGGCAGGAGUGCAGGGGCCACGUGCCACAUCUCUGGACAGGUGGCUGCAGUGGAAGGUGUCUCUCACAAAGCUCAGGGCCCAUCAGAGGCCAGGAGGGGUCCCAGAGAAGCCCCACAGCCGGGAGCAGGUGCAGCAGCUCCCACCCUUGCUCUUUAUCCAGAAGUAAACGUGCUGGCCUUGUUCUCAUUAGAGCUGAGGUUCCCUGACGCCUGCCGGGGGGCCUUCCCAGGGCCUGUGGUGCCGAAAGGGGUGCUGAGGCCCCGGGCAGCGGGCUGCCCAAGCCUGGGGGGGCCCAGUCCCUCGACCCCCACGACCCUUCCUGUGGUGAGAGGCCCGGCCCGGCCGCAGGCCUUUGCUUUUCAUGGCACUCCAGCCCCUCUCCCUCCCUGCCGGGCCCCCUAGGGCUGCCAGAGCCCCCUGGGAUAGAAGCGGCUGGGCCGGGGCUUGCACAGAAGCACCCAGGCCAGUCCCCGCCAGAACCCGCCACGAGCUGCCCCUGCCUGGGUUGUGAGGAGGACUCGGGGAAGCUGCCUGGCCUGCCUCAGGCUCCCUGCUCUGCCUCGAAGCCCCUCCAGCCCGGCGCCCCUGCAGGGAAGCGCCUUCUAGCAUCUGGGGAGGAAACAGCCCUUGUUGGCUCUUUCAGUCAGGCAGUGGUCCUUUUCCUGCCUCUCCAGGAAAGCCCUCGCUCAUCCUGUGGUUGCUGGCCCCACCAC
Sapajus apella (tufted capuchin) is the source of this 3450-nucleotide messenger RNA. It is a transcript of the gene CCDC154, whose product is annotated as coiled-coil domain containing 154. NCBI's taxonomy places the organism in Eukaryota, Metazoa, Chordata, Mammalia, Primates, Cebidae. Gene Ontology annotation, biological process: bone mineralization involved in bone maturation. The coding region runs from base 688 to 2943 and encodes 751 amino acids. The transcript has 15 exons. The record is from RefSeq and is a predicted model, not a curated record.